Molecule: messenger RNA, 1000 nt
Organism: Aplosporella prunicola CBS 121167
Lineage: Eukaryota; Fungi; Ascomycota; Dothideomycetes; Botryosphaeriales; Aplosporellaceae
Exons: 1
Coding region: 266-796 (176 amino acids)
Source: RefSeq, a predicted model, not a curated record
AGGGAAAAGAAGGUUUGCAUCGUCUGUCGAGUCUCGACGCCGCCAACGCUGGCGCCGGGUCCCUGUGAAGGCUGAAACAGACGUCUUUGACUCGCGCGUGACGACUGUCACCACUGAAGAGGGCUCUGGGACGCGCCAGCCUGUGUGAUUGGCGCAGCAGAUGUCGGGCCGAAGGGGUCGACGACGAAACCUCUCGCUCUCCACGGCAUGGUAGGGCAUAGCCCACCAUGAUAUACUCGGCAACGCCGACUACUCUUGGCUGGGGAUGGUGUGGGACGGGAGGCGGCGUGAGAGACGCUCGGAACGAGGUGAGAUCGAGCGAGGCCUCGAUGUUCUCCUGACCGGCGACCUCGUGUGCAAAUGCUCAUUGCCUACUCACAGGCCUGCACAUCAUGGCGAUAGUCAACGCCAGCUUCCCGUUUGCAAGCCCUAUAUGAUCAGCGGCGGCCUCGUACAUGAAUCAUCGCCCUUAUUUUCUCGCCACAAUCCCGAGGCACGAUGCCCCAGAUGGCCCACUCCGGCUCAGGGCAGUCCUGUAACGGCCCAUCCUGCGGGCCCUCAGCUAGGUGACGCCACGUCGAACACUGCGUGCCCUGCAAGCGGGGAACUGGGAUCAUCGCGGCGACGCUUACAGUUAGGCCCAAGUCCGCUGUCCGCUCAGAUAAUACCAAGCUUGUCCAGGCCUUGGAAGCAGAAAAUCUCCCGCAUCGUCCUUCCACUUUGGCACCCUAACAUCGCUGGUGAAGAGCAUAAGGCCUUGGCACCAGCGUUAAGAACUCAAAUCCUGUCUAGGUAACACCCUGUGGCUUGCCUGUUGUGUUCUUUCUUCUGCGAGGAAACCCUACUGUUCGUCUGGGCGGAGCGAGCUCCUGCCCCCUCUGCAUUGUUAUUUGAUCUUUGAUAUCCUACCCCUUCGCUCGCUUUACUCUCGCUCGGGCCGCUUCCCCCAGGUCUCUUAUUCCCCUAGCUUCAAACACCCGCCGUUCCUUCUGCAACUCCU